AUGGUAGAAAAAAGAUUAGAGGAAAACAAUAAAUUAGUUUUAGAAAUAAAAGAUGGGAGAGAAAAGAUAUGCAAUGGUGAUGAUGGUAAUGAAAAAAAUGGAAAUAAUAAUGAUAUUUCAGGAAUAAAAAAAAGACAUUUAUUAAAUAUUUCAGAAACAAAAAAAAUUAUAAAUAGUUCUAAUAAUUUAUUGGAAAAAGAAAACACAAAGUCUAAUAAUGAGAAUAAUGAAAACAUAAAUAUAAAAAGUAUAGUAAAAAAUGAGAAUAUAAAGAAGGAAAAUAAUACAGAAGAUGUAAAUAUUCUUGAAAAAGAAAAAAAUGAAAAAGAAUUUAAAAAAUAUGAAUUAUUAAAUUCAGAAAAUAAUAAUACUGUAAAAUUCUAUAAACUUGAAGAAAAAGAUUAUAUUAGUAAUGAAAAUAAGGAUAAUCAAAAAAAAAAAAUGUAUAUUAUAAAGGAUGAAAGUUUCAAAAAAAAAAGAAUGAAAACAGAUAAAAAAUUUCAAAUCAAAAAUUCAUAUGAAGAUUCUUCAUCAGAACAUAAUAGAACUUCUUUAAAAGUAAGUUAUAAAAUUCAUAAAAAAAGUAAUAAAGAAAAUAUAAAGAGAAAAAAUUAUUUAUCUAUUGCAUUAGAUGAAAAUCAAUGUUAUGAAAUAAACAAAAGUAGUAUUUGUACAGAUAAUAUAAAAUUUUUAGAUUUCAUAAAUGAUUAUGAACAAAAUAUGUAUUAUUUUAAGAAUUCUAAGUCAUGUAAUAAAAAAAAGAAGAAAAAAAAAAAAUUGAGUAUGAAAAAAAAAAAGAGUGAUACUAGAGAAAUAUUAAAUAAUUAUAUCUUAAACGUUGAUGAUCAUAGUAAAUAUAAUGAAAAUUAUAGUAGUGAAAAUUUAACUAAAAAUUACAACACACCAGUAAUUCAUCAUCUUUAUAAUGACAAAAUAGUCACAUAUAUUAGUGAUUUGGAUUAUGAACAAAAGAAAAAAUGUAAAAAUGAAAUAUAUUUAAAUAACUAUUCUAAUACAAUUAAAGAAACCAAAAGCUCAAAGUAUAAAAAUAGAAUUAACAUUGAAUUAAAAAAUAAAAGAAGAUUUAACUUCCUUUCUAAAAAAAGUUUAUUAAGAAAAAGAAAAAAAAAAAUUAUAAUAUUUUUAAAUCAUAAUUACUCUGUUUGGGAAAAUGGAAGAUUUAAUGAUCAUUUUUAUAGGAUUGUUCAUAAAAAUUAUGAUCUAGACAGUUUAGAAGAAGAAAAAAUAUUAAUUGAUUAUCACAAAGAGAGUAAAAUUAAAAAAUUAAUAUAUAGAAUAUUUCCUCAAUUUUCAAUGUCCAGUUUACUUUUAUAUGUUACAUUUAUUCAGUGGAUAAUAUUUAUUUCACUUAUAUCAUUAAAAUCUGAUUUUCCUUUAACCCCUUCAGAUGAUUCUUUAAAAAGUUUUGGUAGUAAUUUUCCCCAUGAUAUAUUUAAAAAUGCGGAAAUUUAUCGUCUUUUUACAUCUUUAUUUUUGCAUUCUAAUUUUAAUCAUAUUUGUGCAAAUACGUAUGUUCAAUUAACUGUGGGAUUUUUAUUAGAAUAUAUAUAUGGCACUUUUAUUGUUUUAUUAGUAUAUGUAUUUACAGGUAUAUAUGGAAUAAUAUUGUCGUCUCCAUUAACUUAUUGCUAUUCAACAACUGAAAGUAGCAGCAGUUCUUCAGGAAUUAUUGGAAUGUUCUUUUCGGAAAUUUUAAUGAUGACUAAUUUUAAUGUAGAUAAAAUAAGCAUUAGUGUACAUUUAUUUUGUUUUUUUCUUUUACUUUUAUUUCUUAAAUUUUCUUUAAAUACAGUUAGUAUUAACAUAUAUAGCCACUUCUUUGGUUUUCUUGGAGGAUUUUUAAUUGGAGUUAUAUUAAAACGCAAGCAAUUGAAAUAUUUUUUAAGAAAUAAUUUAUUAAUUCAAAUAUUAUGUUCUGUCUUUCUUAUAAUAAGUUUGGCAGCUGCUAUUUUUAUUUCAACUUUUGUUGUACAUAAAUGUUAA
Plasmodium relictum is the source of this 2004-nucleotide messenger RNA. RefSeq names its product rhomboid protease ROM8, putative (gene ROM8). Gene Ontology annotation, biological process: proteolysis. Bases 1 to 2004 code for a protein of 667 amino acids. NCBI's taxonomy places the organism in Eukaryota, Apicomplexa, Aconoidasida, Haemosporida, Plasmodiidae. The record is from RefSeq and is a predicted model, not a curated record. Gene Ontology annotation, cellular component: membrane. The transcript has 4 exons. Gene Ontology annotation, molecular function: serine-type endopeptidase activity.